Messenger RNA from Symbiodinium necroappetens, 513 nucleotides. The record is from the annotation of a GenBank genome assembly. NCBI's taxonomy places the organism in Eukaryota, Dinophyceae, Suessiales, Symbiodiniaceae.
GCUGUGAAGCAGGAGGCCCUCACCCGUGGGGAAGUCUUCCUUUGUGGCCGCAUCUCAAAGUGUAAGGACCGAGAGCAGGUGCGAAGUGAGGUCGACAUGCUCCUGAGAGAGUUGCAGGUGGAUUAUGUCGACCUGCUCGUGGCCGAGUGUCCGCCAGAGCAAGUGCCGGCUGCCUGGCCCUGGAUAGAGGAGGUUGCGCGAGAAGGCCGCGCCCGUUUCCUGGGCGUCUCCAAUUUCGAUCUCCUGGGCCCCAAGGUCUGUGUGGAGGUCUUCCGGAAGUUCCUUGCGGGCGUCAAGAUGCCGCCUGCGGUAUUGGCCAUGGAGGUCCAUCCGUUGAACACCAACGAAGAGAUGUCCGACUUGUGCCAGAGCAUGGGGAUUCAGGUCCUGGCCUACUCGCCACUCGGUGCGCCCCAUAAAGUGGAGACCUACCUGAAGGUGCUCACGAAAUCAGAUGCUCGAGAAAUGAGGCCCUUGCUGAAGGCCUGGGCAGUGGAGGUUUUUGCACUUUGA